CCGCAACGGCAGAUCGCGAGCGACUUUCCGAGGGAAGGUGAGCGUAGCUGAGGAGCUGCCGACGAGCGUUUACCGGCGCGGCUUGAGCGAGUCCUUCCCGUUCGCGUAGCAGGAACCAUGUCGGGUAAAGCGCCUGCCAUCGGCAUCGACCUGGGCACCACGUACUCCUGCGUGGGGGUUUUCCAGCAUGGGAAAGUGGAGAUCAUCGCCAACGACCAAGGCAACCGCACCACCCCCAGCUACGUCGCCUUCACGGAUACCGAGCGCCUCAUUGGCGACGCGGCCAAGAACCAGGUGGCCAUGAACCCCAACAACACCAUCUUCGACGCCAAGCGCCUCAUCGGGCGCAAAUUCAACGACCCCACCGUCCAGUCGGACAUGAAGCACUGGCCUUUCUGCGUGGUCAGCGAGGCGGGCAAGCCCAAGGUGCAGGUCGAGUACAAGGGCGAGGUGAAGACCUUCUUCCCAGAGGAGAUCUCCUCCAUGGUCCUGACCAAGAUGAAGGAGAUCGCAGAGGCGUACCUGGGCCGCAAAGUGCAGAGCGCUGUCAUCACCGUGCCUGCCUACUUCAAUGAUUCCCAGCGCCAAGCCACCAAGGACGCUGGCACCAUCACCGGCCUCAACGUCUUGCGGAUCAUCAACGAGCCCACUGCGGCGGCCAUCGCCUACGGCUUGGACAAAAAAGGCAGUGGGGCCGGGGAGAAGAACGUGCUGAUCUUCGACCUGGGCGGCGGCACCUUUGACGUGUCCAUCUUGACCAUCGAAGAUGGCAUCUUUGAGGUGAAGUCCACCGCUGGGGACACCCACCUGGGGGGCGAAGACUUUGACAACCGGAUGGUGAGCCACUUUGUGGAGGAGUUCAAGCGCAAGCACAAGCGGGACAUUGCCGGCAACAAGCGGGCCGUCCGGCGGCUCCGCACGGCCUGCGAGAGGGCCAAGCGCACCCUCAGCUCCUCCAGCCAGGCCUCCAUCGAGAUCGACUCCUUGUUUGACGGGAUCGACUUCUACACCUCCAUCACCCGGGCCCGCUUUGAGGAGCUCAACGCCGACCUCUUCCGCGGCACCCUGGAGCCCGUGGAGAAGGCCCUGCGGGACGCCAAGCUGGACAAAGGGCAGAUCAACGAGAUUGUGCUGGUGGGAGGCUCCACUCGGAUCCCCAAAAUCCAGAAGCUGCUACAGGACUUUUUCAAUGGCAAAGAGCUCAACAAAAGCAUCAACCCCGACGAGGCUGUGGCCUACGGGGCUGCCGUGCAGGCUGCCAUCCUGAUGAGGCUGACAAAGUCGGGAAGAGGCGAUGCAGGACUUGCUGCUUGCUGGUGGCCCCUCUGUCGCGCCCAGGCAUCCGAGGACAGCCAGCGAGAGGUGAUGACGGCUCUGAUCAAGCGCAACACUACCAUUCCCACCAAGCAGACGCAGACCUUCACCACCUAUUCAGACAACCAGAGCAGUGUCCUGGUGCAGGUGUACGAAGGCGAGCGAGCCAUGACAAAGGACAACAACCUGCUAGGCAAGUUCGACCUGACGGGGAUCCCACCGGCUCCUCGGGGCGUGCCCCAGAUUGAGGUCACCUUUGACAUCGACGCCAACGGCAUUCUCAAUGUCACCGCCGUGGACAAGAGCACCGGCAAAGAGAACAAGAUCACGAUCACCAACGACAAGGGCCGCCUCAGCAAAGACGACAUCGACCGCAUGGUGCAGGAGGCGGAGCAUUACAAGGCCGAGGACGAGGCCAACCGGGAGCGGGUGGUGUCCAAGAAUGCCCUCGAAUCCUACGUGUACAACAUCAAGCAGACGGUGGAGGACGACAAGCUGAAAGGCAAGAUCGCCGACCAAGACAAGCAGAAGGUCGUGGAGAAGUGCCAAGAAGUGAUCAGCUGGCUGGAUCGCAACCAGAUGGCGGAGAAGGAGGAGUAUGAACACAAGCAGAAGGAACUGGAGAAGCUCUGCAACCCCAUCAUUACCAAAUUGUACCAGGGGGCUGGAGCUGCAGGGGCCCCGGGUGGUGGCCCCACCAUUGAAGAAGUGGACUAAACUGAUUUGGACUGGACUAUAGGAGCAGUUUCCACCUGCUCUUUUGUUGCCUCUGUUCUGUCAGUGCCAUCACUGGAGGGGUCUUCCUUACUUUGCUCUCAGCUAUACCUGGGAAGGUGCAGGCAACUUAGUGUGCCGCCAAGAGCGUUUUGUUUUGCUGUUCAGAUACCCAUACUUUUCGGUGGCUUUCCGUUUCUUCUGUUCAUUGUUUCAGAUGUGCACUCGAGCGUUUUGAUUGAGGGGGGAAAAAAAGACACACAUUUCAAGAGAGCAUGGAAAAUGUUACAAAAGUACCAAAAAGUCUUUUAAAAAUGUUGGUCUUGUUAUUUUGAAAUUUUGGUAAUAAAAGUUACUUGAACU
Molecule: messenger RNA, 2391 nt
Organism: Sphaerodactylus townsendi
Lineage: Eukaryota; Metazoa; Chordata; Lepidosauria; Squamata; Sphaerodactylidae
Gene: HSPA2
Product: heat shock protein family A (Hsp70) member 2
Exons: 1
Coding region: 118-2031 (637 amino acids)
Biological process (GO): cellular response to unfolded protein; vesicle-mediated transport; protein refolding
Cellular component (GO): cytoplasm; cytosol; plasma membrane
Molecular function (GO): ATP binding; heat shock protein binding; ATP hydrolysis activity
Source: RefSeq, a predicted model, not a curated record